Messenger RNA from Coffea eugenioides, 3951 nucleotides. Its product is annotated as putative late blight resistance protein homolog R1A-3. The transcript has a single exon. Gene Ontology annotation, biological process: defense response to other organism. Gene Ontology annotation, molecular function: ADP binding. Bases 1 to 3750 code for a protein of 1249 amino acids. Lineage: Eukaryota; Viridiplantae; Streptophyta; Magnoliopsida; Gentianales; Rubiaceae. The record is from RefSeq and is a predicted model, not a curated record.
AUGGUUCAUACCUGUGUUGAUACAGUGUUGGAGGACUUGGAGUAUUUAGAGAAGGGAUUGUUUUUUGAUCGAGGAGAUUUGGUUGAGAAACUUAAAGUUGAAUUGAGAUUUCUGAGAACAUUUUUGUGGUGUAGUUCGGGGUGGAGAAACUGUAGUGAUGGUGGGUAUUUGAGGUCUCACUUGAUGAAUAUUGAGUGUGUACUGAGGAAGGCAGGGGAGGAUCUUUCUUUUGCUCGUGAUAGGGCGAUAUCUGGGAGCCUAAACGAGAAAUUAGACCAUGUAGUAGAUGAUUUACUUGAAAAGGUUGAAGCUUUCAAGGUGGAAAUUGGAGAAGAUUUUAUUGAUUGGGCAAAACAUUCCUUAGAACCAAACAAUGCCAUGAGUGGUGAAGUUCUGGUGGAAUUUUUUGAUUGUGUUCUGGUAAAUCUGAAGGAUCUGCUUAAGUUGGAAUGCAAUUUGAUUCUGUCUUUGAAGGAACAAAUCUCAGCCCUUGAAGUGAAGCUACGAUUCUUGAGAAACUUUGUCAUCUUCACGAAUAGGCAAUGCAGUGGGUAUGAGAAUAUCGGACUGUUUUUUACUUCUAUUGAAGAUGCUGCAAAUAAGGUAGCAGCUAUUACUUAUUUGUGCUGUCUCCAACGGACGGCUGAAAGUAAGGGAGAGGUAAAUGAAAUGCUUUCUGAUUUGCUGGUGAAGAUUAAGCCUAGUACGUUUGAUAUCAUAGAAAUGUUUGUUGGGAUCCUGAAAGCUUCUAAGAUCUCUCGAUCAGACAUUUAUGUGGUGGGUGAAGUUGUGGUAAAUUUUGUCAAUUUUCUCCUAGAAAUUCUUCGUCCUGCAAAUGAUCAAGUAGAACAACUUCGUGAAGGGUUGAUACUCAUAAUGGCAUUCCUCAUUGAUCCACCAGAAAAUUAUAAAUGGGAGGGAAAACAAAUUUCAAGUCAAACUGAAGCUGUAGUCAGUCAGGUAGCAUCUCUCUGCUCAUUGUAUGCUGACAAAACAGAAGGUCAGAUUCCUGUGGAGAAGGAUCAAUUGCUGUCUGAUAUGAUUGAAAAGAUUGCAGGGAUUAAGACAAAAGUCGGAGAGAUCUUUCCUGAAGUUUCAGGGCCGCCCUCAUCUUUUUUCCCCAGGGUUGAUAAACUGGGUAUUGUUGACUCUUUCUUGAGAAAUUUGAUGGGGCUACUGGAGAGCAGGGCAAAUUCAAUUGCUUUUCUGACGCAUCAAUAUGAAAAACUCCUUUCAGAUCUAGAAUUUUUGAGAUAUUUUCUCGUGGAUACAGCAAAGCAGCAAAAUGAGCUGGAGGAUCUAGUUUAUAUGUGGUCUUAUAUUGCCGGGGUGACAAAUGAGGUAGAAUUCGUUAUCGACUCAUUUCUGGUGGGAGAUUAUCCUGUAUGGUAUUAUAAAUUACGGCUCUCUGUAGCUGUAGAUGUGAUUGAACUUCUAAAGUCAAAGGUCAGAGCAUUUUGCGAGCAUCAUAAUCAUAAUCUUUAUCUCGAAAAGAGUAUGAGUUCUGAUCCUGUGUUAUCAGAAGUUAAUUCCCCAAAAAUAGAUGGAACUUUGGUGGGUUUUCUUGAUGAGGCUGAAACAAUAAGAGUUAAACUUACCAGAGGUGGAAUGCAGUUAGACAUUGUUGCGAUUGUCGGGAUGGCUGGCCUUGGGAAGACCACUUUGGCCAAGAGAUUGUACCAUGAACCUUCAGUUGCACGUCAUUUCCAUGUUCGUGCAUGGUGCUGGAUUUCUCAAGUUUAUGAAAAGAGAGAUUUGUUGCUCACCAUUUUGAAUCAGAUUAUUGAGCUUACUGACCAAAUCCGUGGCAUGAAGACUGAAGAUUUAGAUGAAGUGCUUUACAAAUCUUUGAAAAAGGAAAGGUUCUUCAUAGUCAUGGAUGACAUGUGGAGCACAGGGGCAUGGGAUGAUUUGAAAAGAUCAUUUCCAGAUGACAGAAAUGGUAGUAGAAUAAUGUUUACAACUCGACACCGUGAAGUGGCUUUAGAAGCCAAAUCUGACUGCGAUCCUCAUGCUCUUCGUUUUUUUUCUGAUGGAGAGAGUUGGGAGUUGUUGGAGAAGAGGGUAUUUCAGCAACAAAAAUGUCCCGAGGAGCUUGUAGAGUUAGGAAGGCAAAUUGCAACAGCUUGCAAAGGAUUGCCUCUAUCAAUUGUUCUAGUAGCUGGAAUUCUUGCCAGGACACAGAAGAGAAAAGAUUGGUGGAUGCAAGUUGUGGACAGUCUAAGUUCGAAGCUUGUUGGUGAGAUGGAACAAUGCAAGGACAUACUAGGUUUGAGUUUCAAGCAUUUACCAGAUCACUUGAAACCAUGCUUUCUCUAUUUCGGAGCACUUCCUCAGGGUGAAGAAAUUGCAAUUAGGAAGUUGAUAAGGUUAUGGGCUGCAGAAGGAUUGGUGUGCAACAAUGAUGUAGCUGAAGACUAUUUGAUGGAUCUGGUUAAUAGGAGCCUAGUCAUUGUUUCCAAAAGGAGGUCUAUGGAUCAUGGGGUCAAAACAUGCCAUGUUCAUGAUUUGCUUCAUGAUUAUUGUGUAGCAAGAGCUAAAGAAGAGUGUUUUUUGAUGCAUAUAUAUGAUGAUGAUGUUAGAGAACCGGACCUGUCUGACUUGAUAUGCCAAUUUGAAGGCCAUAUGGCACCUGAUAUUGUUGAGUAUGAUGUACGACGCCUGUCUGUCUUCUCUAUGUGGGAGCGCUUCAGAAAUCGUAUGCCAUCUGGUCCUCGUGUCCGCUCUCUCAUGUUCUUUUCUGCUAAUGUUACCAGUCAGUUCAAGUAUCAGUCAUCAUUCAGUUCCCAUAUUUCUCGUAUUUUUAACAACUUCAAGCAUCUUAAGGUCUUAGAUUUGGGGCGUAUCAAUGUUGGUGAUUCUUUUCCUGGUCAAGUAGAAAAGCUUGUCCUGUUGAGGUACUUGGCUCUCCGAGGGCGCAUAAAAUCAAUCCCAUCAUCAAUAGCCAACCUCUGGAAUCUUGAAACUUUGAUUGUGAAAGGAUUAAAAGGUGAAGUGACAUUACCAGAUACCAUUUUAGAAAUGGCAAGCUUGAGGCAUCUCCACAUAAAUAAUCGUGUUGUCUUUAGCUUGGAUGACUCUGAGCCUGGAGAUACCUCCCAAUCAAACCUGGAGACUUGUUCCACUCUGUCUCUUUCUCACGGGAUAUGUGCAGAAAUGAUAAUAAGAAGACUUGUGAACAUCAGAAAGCUGAAAAGCAUAUUCUUUGAAUCAUGGAAUGACCUUGCAAACUGCAAUCGCUUCCCAGUGCUCCACUGUUUGAGCCGACUUGAAUCCCUUAAGCUGCUGUACCAUGGUAGUAUUCUGUUCCCCUGUGAAAUGAGCUUGCCUUUGAGUCUUCGAAAGUUGACUUUGUCAAAGUUUCGGCUUCCCUGGGAUGAAAUGUCAACAAUAUUAAAACUACCCAACCUUGAGGUUCUGAAGUUGCUACAUCGGGCCUUUGAGGGGGAGCAUUGGGAUAUGGGAGAUGCGGAGUUUCUUAAGCUGAAAUUCUUGAAGUUAGAUACUCUGAAGCUUGUUCAGUGGAAUGCAUCAAGUGACAACUUUCCCUGCCUUGAGCAACUGGUACUGCAAAAGUGUAAACAACUUGAGGAGAUUCCGUCUAGUUUUGGAGAUAUCCCUACGCUGGAGAGGAUUGAAGUGCAGUGGUGCAGCAUUUCUGCUUCAAAAUCAGCCACGGAUAUUGAGGCAGAAGAGCCAGACAUCAAGGUCCUCAUCCAUCCUCCACUUGUGGAGUCCAGCUCUGAAUAGAGCAUAUGCACUUGUUUUCAUUCUAGUUAACAGUUUGUCUUUAAUGUCUUCUGUUUUAUCUCGUACUCUUAAGCUUAAUUGGGAUGCGAAAGUGAUAGAGGAUUUGAUGAACAAUUUUCCGUGUCAUCUUUUGACAUUCUUGUUCUAAUCCUGGUAAAAUUCAUUGAGCCUGUUCUAGAAUUUUGUCUCAACUGUAACUGA